This is a messenger RNA of Rhipicephalus sanguineus (brown dog tick), 445 nucleotides long. RefSeq lists its product as uncharacterized. The record is from RefSeq and is a predicted model, not a curated record. Bases 8 to 445 code for a protein of 145 amino acids. The transcript is spliced from 2 exons. Lineage: Eukaryota; Metazoa; Arthropoda; Arachnida; Ixodida; Ixodidae.
CCUGCCGAUGACUGCCCUCGCACUCGGGGCCCGUGCACGACGCCUUUAUGUGGAAGACAUCCACCGUGAGCCAGGACUGGGCAGUGGACGCCGUGGCCAGGUGAUAGUGCAUACUCGCUUCAACCUUGGCUGCUUAACCCCAUCCCUGGAGCACAUCCUGCAGAAUCCUCUGCUGCCCGAUUCCACCGCACCCACUCUUCACUGCGGUGCGUCGUAUAACUGUGCACUGGAGUCCUCAAGGCCCACUUUCGGUGCUUGCAGAGGUACAGAACACUGUACUAUGGCCCACUCUUCACGUCGAAGAUCAUCGCAGUUUGUGUCGUGCUUCACAACCUCGGUGUUUGGCAGCAGCUGCCUGAGCCAGACGACAUCCCUUGCACUGAAGAACUCGAAUGAGAAGAUGCGGACCUUUACAACAACAAUAGCGACGAUACGGCUGCAGUAG